CGCUGAGCAAGAAAAGUAACAAUUACUGAACGUCGCAGUGAGAAAACUUUACUUUGAAGAAGGACAGCAUAACACGAUCCAAAUGGCAGAACAGCACUCAGACCUGGAAAAUGCCAUCAACACUUUGGUCACACAGUUCCAUGCCGCUGCGGCCAAUAAUGGUCCCACGCUCCAAACCCAAGAAUUCAGAGGCCUCCUAUCCUCCCAGCUGCCCAACUUAGUUACGACUGGAGCGUCAGAGCAGGGCCUGGGAGAGGUGAUGAGACAAAUGGGUGUGAUGGACGGCGAGGGAAUCACCUUCAACCACUUCUGGAGGUUGAUCCAGUCACUGGCCACCACACAGCAUGGUCUACGCAGCAGCGAGGAGAUGUCCAAGUGCUCCUGUGUGCUUCUGUGAAGGCCAUGCCUUCUGACGGUGGUGUGAGCCAGGGGGAACCAGACAGCCUUAUAGUAUGCCACCCAGUGUCAGUACCCCUUCUCACCACACUGCUCCCAUCCAACCCUGGACACUCACGUAGUCCUCAACCCUUCCACUACAGGCCUCUUAUGUACAUUCUCCAUGCUUGGUAGUGCUCCAUGUCAGCAGUGUUCAUCUCUUUGUUCUAUGCCACUUGGUUUACAGGAUUUGUUUUGUACUCCCUUAGUGUUAACGGUGGUGUUGUUUCCAUCCAAAUAUCCCUUCUAUUGAAAUAUCCCCUUUCUUAAACCUUGAAAGGCUUUCCUAUAGGCCUACUACCAGUCUAACCACUACAAAUAACCCUUAGAUGACAUAUGACCCAAAGUGAAAUCAGAAAGCCAUGUGCAAGGUUUAGGUACUAGACAAUGAAAACAUGUAUUUACACACGGCAGUACGCGUUAGUGGAAAGCUCCUUUGAGCCACCAGUAGUCCACAUACAUACAGUACUGGUAUUGCAGAGUGCCCAUAGCAUGUUUCUUUAAACAAUGUUUUCACACCACUGUGGUAUUGCAGUUUUGUGUUUAUAUUUUCAAAUUCUCUUUAUUCUGGCCCGUGUGAUAACAUACUACAACAUGACAAGAA
This is a messenger RNA of Salmo salar (Atlantic salmon), 1039 nucleotides long. RefSeq names its product S100-A14 (gene s10ae). The record is from RefSeq and is marked provisional. NCBI's taxonomy places the organism in Eukaryota, Metazoa, Chordata, Actinopteri, Salmoniformes, Salmonidae.